This is a messenger RNA of Copidosoma floridanum, 748 nucleotides long. It is a transcript of the gene Tbc1d22, whose product is annotated as TBC1 domain family member 22. Gene Ontology annotation, biological process: activation of GTPase activity. The record is from RefSeq and is a predicted model, not a curated record. Lineage: Eukaryota; Metazoa; Arthropoda; Insecta; Hymenoptera; Encyrtidae. Gene Ontology annotation, molecular function: GTPase activator activity.
GGCAUGAAUGAUCUGGUUACACCAUUUUUUUUGGUAUUUCUCCAAGAAGCAAUUCCAGUUUCAGAAUGGCAGGAUAUCGAAAAUUAUGAUGUUGCGUCUUUGUCAAAACGACAGCGUAAUAUUAUAGAAGCGGAUAGUUUUUGGUGUUUAUCAAAAUUUCUUGACGGAAUUCAAGAUAAUUAUAUUUUUGCUCAACUAGGUAUUCAGCACAAAGUGAACCAGUUAAAAGAACUUAUUCAACGAAUCGAUGCACCUCUUCACCAACACUUACAACAUCACGGUAUUGACUACCUGCAAUUUUCAUUUCGUUGGAUGAAUAAUUUACUUACGAGAGAAAUUCCAUUACACUGUACUAUACGACUAUGGGAUACAUAUUUAGCGGAAUCAGAUCAUUUUGCAUCCUUUCAAUUGUACGUUUGUGCAGCCUUUCUCCUGCGAUGGCGAAGACAUUUAAUUCUUCAACCUGAUUUUCAAGGUUUGAUGUUGAUGCUGCAAAACCUUCCUACCCAAAACUGGUCGGACUCAGAAAUCAAUAUUUUAGUUGCUGAAGCUUAUAAGCUGAAAUUUACAUAUGCCGAUGCACCAAACCAUUUACAGGCACAUGAUGCUAGGUGACCGUGCUUAUUCAACGACUGACGACAUUGCUAAAAACUCUCUAUGUGUCUUUUUUUAAAGUUGCCAAAUAUAUAACAUAGUUAUAAAACCAUUUAAAAAUGAAAGAUGACAAGAAUAAAACUCUGUAUAAAUA